Messenger RNA from Protopterus annectens (West African lungfish), 978 nucleotides. RefSeq names its product trace amine-associated receptor 1-like. Gene Ontology annotation, cellular component: membrane. Gene Ontology annotation, molecular function: trace-amine receptor activity. Lineage: Eukaryota; Metazoa; Chordata; Ceratodontiformes; Protopteridae. The record is from RefSeq and is a predicted model, not a curated record. Bases 1 to 978 code for a protein of 325 amino acids. The transcript is spliced from 2 exons. Gene Ontology annotation, biological process: G protein-coupled receptor signaling pathway.
AUGAAUACAAGCUAUUUUGCAACAUCAGAAGCCAUUGAGUUCUGCUACAGUUCAUUCAACGGUUCCUGCAUGAGAUCCAUAAGAUUAGUCAGCACACAAUACAUCAUGUAUGUUGCACUGUGUUCAGCAAUUUUGAUGACUGUUAUUGGAAAUGUGACCAUAAUCAUCUCAAUUUCCCAAUUCAAACAGCUUCACACUCCUACAAAUUAUCUUCUUCUUUCUUUGGCGGUCACUGACUUUCUGGUAGGAAGCUUUGUUAUGCCAUACAGCAUGGUGCGAUCGAUUGAAACCUGCUGGUAUUUUGGAGACUUAUUUUACAGGUACUAUGCUGUGUGUGAUCCACUGAGAUAUCCAGCACUGAUUUCUGGCUCUGUCACUGGGAUAAUGAUCAUAAUCUGCUGGGCAGUCUCUGCAGGAAUCUCCUUUGGAAUGGUCUUUCUGGAACUUAACAUAAAGGGAUGUGAAGCAUUUUACUAUCAGCAUGUAAAAUGUAUCGGAGGAUGCACUUUGUUCCUCAGUAAAGAAGCAGCGUUGCUUUCUUCCAUGAUCUCGUUUUACAUUCCUGGCUUUGUUAUGGUAUGCAUCUACCUAAAGAUAUACUCUGUGGCAAGAAAGCAGGCCAGAUCUUUAAAAGAUAUAACAGUACGUCAUCAUACACAAGAAGACAGACGUAGCCAACUCUCUGGAAAAAGAGAAAGAAAAGCAGCAAAAACACUGGGGAUAGUCAUGGGAGUCUUUCUCACAUGUUGGUUUCCAUUUUUCUGUUGUAAUGUAAUGGAUCCUUUUCUAGGGUAUGCCAUGCCAUCUGUUUUGGUAGAUGCACUAGUAUGGUUUGGUUACUUAAACUCUACUUUUAAUCCAAUGAUAUAUGCUUUUUUUUACACAUGGUUUCAAAAAGCACUGAAAAUGAUUGCAUCAGGAAAGCUUUUUAAACAUGACUCCUCAAAUGCCAGGUUACAAUAUUUUCAUGAUGAAUAA